AUGAAGUUCUCGCAUAGCAUUCAGUUCAAUGCCGUGCCGGACUGGAGCUCCAAUUACAUUGCGUAUAGCAAUCUCAAGAAAUUGAUCUACACCCUCGAGAAGCAAGUCAAUCGCCCUGAAGGUCAAUCCGGUGCGGAUGUCGAGUCCGCUCCGCUGCUGGGCAGUGCCCAGGUCAACAACCCCGAUGGGAUCUUCAAGCGCGCCUUGGACAUGGAGUUGGACAAGAUCUGUACCUUCUAUCAGCAGAAGCAAGCCGAGAUCUUUCAAAAUACGGAUGAGCUCAUCCAUGAGGCUAUGGCCUACCUAAGAGAGACCGACGGAGUCAAUAUGGACCCAGUCAGCGAGACUGUUAUCAAGGCAAGGACGUUGAGCUCGAGCUCGCGGCGAGGCACUGGAAGCGUCUUCCGCAAUUAUGGAAAUGGCCAGCGCCGCCGUUCAAGCGUGAUCAGUGAGGAUGACGCAGAUAGCGACGAUGAACAUGCGGCCUCGACAGCUCUUGGCCUGCGCCAACGAACCUCUACUGAUGGCGGCUCUACGACCGAUGAACCCCACGCGGGUGAUAUGGCAGAUUCGACGUUCUUUGGCCAGCCAAGCAGUCGCUUCCGUCAAGACUCUGACCUGAGUGACCAGGCGUUCCUAGCGCUGUACAAUUCGGGCGUGUCGCUCAAAGGGCGUCUUGUUGAGUCAUACGUCUCCCUCUGCGGAUUGAGAUCCUUCAUUGAGUUGAACAGGACCGGGUUCUCCAAAGCGCUGAAGAAGUACGACAAGACCUUGUUCCGCAACAUGCGCCGGGACUAUCUGGCCACUGUGGUAUACCCAGCAGUCCCAUUCACUGAUCUCACCAUGGCCGCUGUAGAUAAACACAUUGAAAAUGUCGAGGGCAUGUACGCUGAUAUCGUCACUAAGGGAAACCGUGAGCUUGCUAUCCGCGAGCUGCGUCUACACCUUCGUGAGCAUGUGGUUUGGGAGCGAAACACGGUUUGGCGUGAGAUGAUUGAAAUUGAACGCCGUGCCCAGGCUGCGAACGUUGGUAUCCGUCGAACCCUUCUGGGAGGCGACGAAGACCCAGCUACUGCCCGACGCCAAGGUGACAAGCAGGAGAUUCGUACUCAAGAAUUUUCUACUCCUCUCGGUCGAAUGCAUUUCCCUCUGUGGCUAUGCAGCUUGAGUUUCGGUACUUUGGUGUUCAGUCUUGCUGUAUUUGGCGCCAUGCUCUCGGUGCCAAUCAUGGAAUCCGUCGAGCAGCAGAACUGCUUGGCGAUGCUCGUGCUGGUCAGCAUUCUGUGGGCGACUGAGGCCAUUCCCCUGUUCGUUACUUCUUUGUUGGUCCCGUUCCUGGUUGUCGUCCUGGGUAUCAUGCGAUCAGAUGAUAAACCACACAAGCGAUUGGGUCCAAAAGAGGCCACCAGCAUGGUCUUCGCAUCGAUGUGGACUCCGGUGAUUAUGCUGCUACUCGGCGGCUUCACUAUCGCCGCAGCCCUCUCUAAAUACGACAUUGCUCGACGCAUGGCCAUGUUUGUUCUGAGCAAGGCUGGAUCGAAGCCAAAGAUUGUCCUGCUCACGAACAUGUUUGUGAGCAUGUUCCUGAGCAUGUGGAUCAGUAACGUUGCUUCUCCUGUGCUCUGCUACUCGAUCAUUCAACCGCUGCUCCGCAACCUGUCCCCGGAUUCCGAUUUCGCCAAGGCGCUUGUCCUGGGUAUCGCGUUGGCGGCCAAUGUUGGCGGUGCUGCUUCUCCCAUCGCAUCGCCGCAGAAUAUCAUUGCCUUGCAGAACAUGUACCCUAGCAUCAGCUGGGGAACUUGGUUUUUCAUUUCGUUGCCCGUCUGCAUUAUAUCAAUUUUCCUCAUCUGGGGUCUUUUGCUGGUUACCUUCAACCCCGGCCGCAACGCAACUGUGAUUCCCAUCCGCCCUGUCAAGGACCGCUUCACUGGCAUCCAGUACUUCAUCAGUGCAGUCACUUUGUUCACUAUCGCCCUCUGGUGUGCGAGCCAUCAACUUGAACAUGUGUUUGGUGACAUGGGCGUGAUCGCUAUCAUCCCGCUAGUCCUGUUCUUUGGAACUGGAAUCCUCAACAAGGAGGAUUUCAACAAUUUCCUUUGGACCAUCAUCAUUCUUGCCGCUGGUGGUCUAUGUCUCGGCAAGGCCGUCACCUCUUCUGGCUUGCUGCACACCCUCGCUUCUGGUAUCACCGCCAAGGUCGAGCAUCUCAGCCUUUAUAGUGUGCUGCUUGUCUUCUCGGCAUUAAUUCUCGUCAUGGCUACUUUCAUUUCGCAUACUGUUGCCGCUUUAAUUAUACUCCCUCUCGUUCGUCAGAUUGGUGUUGGCAUGGAGAACCCUCACCCUAAUUUGCUGGUGAUGGCCAGCGCACUAAUGUGUUCCGUUGCGAUGGCCUUGCCCACGAGCGGUUUUCCUAAUAUGACUGCUAUCAUGACCGAAGUCCCGCAGACUGGCCAGCGUUACCUUCAGGUCCGCCACUUCCUCACCCGGGGUAUCCCGUCGAGUCUGAUGGCCUUUGUGGUGAUCGUGACCAUCGGAUAUGGACUCAUGUAUGUUGCGGGUCUGUAA
This is a messenger RNA of Penicillium daleae, 2565 nucleotides long. Its product is annotated as putative plasma membrane phosphate transporter Pho87. Gene Ontology annotation, biological process: polyphosphate metabolic process; monoatomic anion transmembrane transport; phosphate ion transport. Gene Ontology annotation, cellular component: membrane. The coding region runs from base 1 to 2565 and encodes 854 amino acids. Lineage: Eukaryota; Fungi; Ascomycota; Eurotiomycetes; Eurotiales; Aspergillaceae. The transcript has 4 exons. Gene Ontology annotation, molecular function: phosphate transmembrane transporter activity. The record is from RefSeq and is a predicted model, not a curated record.